AGCAGCAGCAACAGCAGGAGUCUGUUGUGGAAGAGGCUGUCAACUGAAGAUCUCGUCUGGGAUUUUGCUGUUGUAAUAUUAAUGGACAUCUCUGAUUUACAACACCCCAUUUGAUCCCUUUAAAUCUGAACCACUCCCAGCAGCCCAUUCUCCUCUGAAGCGAAUCAGGCAUAGAGAUGUCUCUCUGUAAAGAACUUUAAGUCGAACUGACAGAUAUGUUUUAAGACAUCCCACAUCCUUUGCCUUACGAAGAAACAACACAAGGUAACAUUAAAAAAUCGACUCCCUGCAUGGGAGAGUCCUGCUUCAAUCAAACUGAGGCUUUUAAAGAACAGCCUAUUGACACUGCUGUCUCCCAUCUCCGGCUGACCCUCCGCACUCAACUUUCUGUCAGGAUGAGUGACUCACAGGAAGCGACGUCCCCAGUGGCAGGCAUAGGAGGCCCUGUUGCUUGCGUAUCCAAGGUGGAGCUGCGUGUUUCCUGCAAGUCCCUGCUGGACCGAGAUACGCUCAAUAAGUCUGAUCCCUGCGUCAUGCUCAUGGUACAGAACCAAGGUCAAUGGACUGAACUGGACCGCACUGAGGUGAUCAAGAGUAACCUGAAUCCGGUCUUUGCCAAAGUCUUAAUGCUGGACUACUACUUUGAGGAAGUACAGAAACUACGUUUUGAAGUCUACGACAUUCACGGAACUCACAGUAUUGGAACACGAGAUGACGACUUCCUGGGUGGUGUGGAGUGCACGCUUGGACAGAUAGUGGCCCAAAAAAAGAUGGUGAAACCUCUGUUGCUGAAAUAUGGAAAAUAUGCUGGAAAAUCCACUAUCACUAUUCACGCAGAAGAGAUUUCUGGGAACAAUGGCUAUUUGGAGCUUUCCUUCUGUGCCAAGAAGUUAGAUGAUAAGGAUCUCUUCAGCAAGUCAGAUCCAUUCUUGGAGAUUUACCGGAUCAAUGAUGAUGGAACAGAACAGCUCGUACACAGAACUGAAGUGAUUAAAAACAAUCUGAACCCUGUGUGGGAACCCUUUAAGGUGUCUCUCAUUUCCCUGUGCAGCUGUGACGACGAAAGGAAGUUGAAGUGCUUAGUCUGGGACUAUGACUCAAGGGGAAAGCAUGACUUCAUUGGCGAAUUCUACACUAAUUUCAAAGAAAUGCAGAAGAUUUCCUCAGGAAACAAGGUCACAUGGGACUGCAUCAAUCCAAAAUACAAACUGAAGAAGAAGAACUACAAGAACUCUGGGUUGGUUAUUCUCAGUGAUCUCAAGCUUCACAGAGUCUAUUCCUUCCUGGACUACAUCAUGGGAGGCUGCCAAAUACACUUCACAGUUGCCAUUGACUUUACGGCGUCCAAUGGGGACCCUCGCAAUAGCUGUUCCCUGCACUACAUCAACCCAUAUCAGCCGAAUGAGUAUCUGAAAGCCUUGAUAGCCGUGGGGGAGAUCUGCCAGGAUUAUGACAGUGACAAACGAUUCUCUGCUUUGGGCUUCGGGGCAAGAAUUCCACCUAAUUAUGAGGUGUCUCAUGACUUUGCCAUAAAUUUCAACCCGGAGGAUGAUGAAUGUGAAGAGAUCCAGGGGGUUGUGGAAGCCUACCAAAACUGCCUGCCCAAGAUCCAGCUCUACGGUCCCACUAAUGUGGCUCCCAUCAUCAACAGAAUAGCUAAGCAGGCGGCUGGGAAGGAACCCAUCAAAGAUGCUUCUGUGAGUAUCUUUAAAGUUUCCGUUUAUGGCACAGCACUGAAAGGGAAAUUCAUUACAAAUAAACACAGAGGAAUUAUGCAAUCAGGUAAUGGCGGAAACACGGCCACAAAAGCGCUGCUGGUGGAUAUUUGCAUGGGGAUAUUCCUCAGUGGAUUCUAUGUUGUGGAAGAUGCAGCUGACUAUCAUGAUCUGGCAUACUUCGCUGAGACUGCUUCACCAGCUGCACUGGCAAAGUGUGUCCUAGCGGAGGUGCCUAAACAGGUAGUGGAGUACUUCAGUCACAAGGCCAUACCGCCGAUGAACCCAGUGCUGAAUUCAACCUCCAGCUCCAUCGCCAACACACCUGAAUAA
Molecule: messenger RNA, 2048 nt
Organism: Sinocyclocheilus grahami
Lineage: Eukaryota; Metazoa; Chordata; Actinopteri; Cypriniformes; Cyprinidae
Gene: cpne7
Product: copine VII
Exons: 15
Coding region: 291-2048 (585 amino acids)
Biological process (GO): cellular response to calcium ion
Cellular component (GO): plasma membrane
Molecular function (GO): calcium-dependent phospholipid binding
Source: RefSeq, a predicted model, not a curated record